UUAAAAUUCUUAACUUUAUUAGUUCAAAUUUGUGUUAUAGGAAUGUUAUAUACAGUAUACUUAAUAUUAAUCUAUAUUGUUUUAGGCUUUUAGAUCAAAAACCCUAGUUUACAUGUCCUUUUUUAUCAAUUAGGUGACUUUCCUAUUAAAGGGUUCGAAUUUUUUCGAACCCAGAUCUUCAUUUCGGAUUCAGAACACGAAUUUUUGGAUUUUGGUGGCACUGGGUUUGUUGAUUUGGUAAUUGGGAUAUGAAUUGUGAGCUUUUUAUGUAGUCGGGAAUUCUGAUUCUUUUAAACUGUGAAUUUUGUUGGGAUCGAAUAUUUGGCGAUUUUGGUGAACUGGGUUUUGUUGGAUUGGAGCAGGAAUUUUGAGACUCACCUUGUUGGGAUUAUGAAUUUUUGUGUCUAGAUGUUUUGGAAUUGAAAUUUUGGUGUUGGAGUUAUAACUGAAGUGUGUUUUUUGACCAUGGAGGGUAAUAAGGAUGAAGCAUUGAGAUGUGUUCGUAUUGCUGAAGAAGCAAUUGCGUCUGGUGAUAAAGAGCGUGCGCUGAAAUUUAUUAAGAUUGCACAACGCUUAAACCAGAAUUUGCAAGCAGAUGAGCUUUUGGCUGCAUGUGAGAAGCUUGAUUCAGGUUCUCCUGUGUCUUCUGUGGAUAAAAAAGUUGUCACUGAGGAUAGGAGUGAGUUUGGUCCAGUGAAAUCUGAUGAGGGAUUAAAUGGGGAGCGUAGUUAUACUGAAGAACAUGUUGAAUUGAUUAGGCAGAUUAAGAGGAAUAAGGAUUAUUAUGAUAUUCUUGGUGUGGAAAAGAAUUGUGCGGUUGAGGAGAUUAGGAGGGCAUAUAGGAAGUUGUCGUUGAAAGUUCAUCCUGAUAAGAAUAAGGCUCCUGGUUCUGAAGAGGCAUUUAAGAAAGUAUGCAAGGCGUUCAAGUGUUUAAGUGAAAGUGAUUCGAGGAGACAGUAUGAUCAGACGGGUUUGGUUGAGGAAUUUGAGCACAACCAGCAAUAUAAUGUUAGGCGGAGAAGGAGGAGAACGGCACAUGACUUGUUUGAUGACGAUAUUGAUGCUGAUGAGAUAUUCAGGGCUUUUUUUGGUCAGGGAGACAUGUUUCGAGGAAGCCGUGUUUAUAGGACUAGAGGAAUGGAUGGUCAUCAGAGGGAGAAUUUGCAACGAGGACCUAAUUUUUUUAUCCUCCUUCAAUUAUUGCCAUUUCUGAUAAUUUUCUUGCUUGCAUAUCUGCCUUUUUCCGAGCCCGACUAUUCUUUGCAUAAGAAUUACUCUUACCAGAUUCCUAAGAUGACUGAAAAACAUGAAGUGGAAUUUUUUGUCAAAUCAUCAGCGUUUGAGAAUAAAUAUCCUCUUGGAAGUCCUGCCCGAGAUAAUGUUGAGGACAAUGUGAUCAGGGAUUACAAAAAUAUGCUUGGCCGCUACUGUCACAUAGAGCUCCAGAGGCAUCAUUGGAAUAGAAAGCUGCCAAUUCCUCACUGUGAUAAGCUACGUAACUUUGGAGUAGCAUGAAGGUAUGAUGAUGUACCAGUUGAAAUAAUGCUUCCAUCUGUUUUCUAAUGAUUAGGAUAUAUUGGUAAAAUCUGGGAGAGAGCUUCAAUGAUAGUUUAUGAUGAUGAGCCAGUACUCAAUGGUAAUGGUUGGUGGAUGUGGCUGAUCGUGGGGUUGUAUUCCAUGGAUGUUACUGAGAUUUCCUUCUUUAUUUGAAGACCACUGUUUGGUCAUGAAUCAGUUCGCCAAGUGGUCCGGGAUUGUUAUUUAUGAGGAUUUUCAAUACCCUUAUCAUGUCAUGAAACUAUGCUCUUCAGGAAAUGUGAUACAGUAGUGCAAUAUAAAAAUUGUACACUCCUAGUAGACUGAGAAUGGUUAUAAAGAAUAAUGGAAGUCAAACAAGUGUUUUUUUUUUUUUUUUUUUUUUUUUUUUUUUUUGGGUGUGAAUUUUCUCAGAUUAUGUUAAUGUAUAAACAUUUGAUAGGUGUGCAUAUAUGCCCAAAACCUAUGCAUAGGCUUUCCUGAGCUUUUUGA
This is a messenger RNA of Quercus lobata, 2028 nucleotides long. Its product is annotated as DnaJ heat shock amino-terminal domain protein (DUF1977). Gene Ontology annotation, biological process: cellular response to misfolded protein. Gene Ontology annotation, cellular component: endoplasmic reticulum membrane. The transcript is spliced from 2 exons. NCBI's taxonomy places the organism in Eukaryota, Viridiplantae, Streptophyta, Magnoliopsida, Fagales, Fagaceae. The record is from RefSeq and is a predicted model, not a curated record. Gene Ontology annotation, molecular function: Hsp70 protein binding. Bases 466 to 1515 code for a protein of 349 amino acids.